AUGGGCUCUGAGGGCAUUCAAAUCACCAUCCCAGACUUUGACGAGGAGGACUAUCAUUCAACACCGAUCUUUGGACGCUCACAGGGGGGAUUAUGGGGGGCAUCGAGCUCAGGACAGGAUUCACCCACGAUUCUGACCCCACUAGCUCUCCCAGAACGGGCUGAGAAGUCGUAUUUUCAUGCGCGAGGGGAUUCUAUCACUUCCGAUGACUCUGCCCAUUCGUUACAAUACAGCGCCCGCAAGGUCAAGUCCCCGUUCGCUCACUCCGCGCAGUCAUCCUUUGCGACGACCACCACGGGCGGUUCCUCGUUCACGAAGAAACCGUCCUUUGCAUCGCUUCGCAAUGCGUUCAGGAAAAACACGGAGCCUGCUCCGCCCCUACCACCAAUCGAGCAUCAGGUCUAUCCUGCCCUGAAGAAUCCUUUCAGUCGGUCGACCUCAUCGCUCGCACAGCAUCCAUCGAUGCCACACAGGCAGCAGCCCUCGAUGCAUGCGAGCCCACCUCACUUCCGACCGUCUACGCCUGCCUCGAGCGAAUCUAGGACCCGGGGAACACCGUCCAGGGCGAGAGAGCAUGCAUAUGCACGGUCUCAACACUCUCAUUCAGGCUCUAUCUUCUACAACUCAGAUGCGGGAAGCGAUCAGGGAUUCCACACUCCUUCGUCACCGCCACCAGUUCCUCGCAUGCCAGCGAUGUUCAGUCCCUUUGGGCACCCGGAUGACCCUCGGACACUUGCCGACUUGGAAGACAAGAUCACGAUGGAGCCGCGCACACCGUCUGACUACGCUCUUCACGCGAUAUUCAUCAGAUUCGCUACGACUGCGGAGGGACACAUAGAACAUUUCUUGCGGUUAACUCUGGAUCGGGAGCCUCUCCUCACAGAUUACAUGGGACCAGGCGUGGACCCCAAGCUAGAUGAACUGCUCCUGUCACUGGGCAAGAUUGCCCAAAAGCAUGCGAAGCCUGUGGUCGAGUCGGUGAUGCGGUGGCGGAAGUCGCAUGCUGAUGUAGGAGUGAGCCCAGAACUGCUGCGCGGGCACUUGGACUAUGCAGCGACUAGCGGACGCAACAUCCGGGGACAAGACGUAUCUUCUAUGCUGAACGAGCGCCGGUCGCUCGCGUCGAUCUACGUCAUGUGCCGCGCUCUCAUCGCUGCUACGCAAAAUCUGACGAAGGACGGACUCAGUGAUGCUGUGGGACAUAGCCUUGAGGAGCUCACAUUUGAUCAGUUCCGGAGGCCAGACAUCAAAAUGCUCACACAAUCGGCCAAUCAUCGCAUCAACGCAGAGCUGUAUGCAACACUGUUGGGUCAGCUGGCGAACGUUCGAUUCGAGAGCGUCACCGAUCGCUUCCUCGUAGAAUUGGGUCCCGUAGCUGCUGGUCAGGUACCCAAGGAUGCAGAUUUCAAGUACGAGAACUUGGUGAGGGGGCUCAAACACGUACCGAUCAAAGUCUGGCCUCCGGAAGCCUUCGAGGAGGGCGCGGAGUUUAUGGCGUCGCUCGCGAAAUCCUUCGAGAAUGCCCACGGAAAUCGGCUGAAGACAACAUUUGCGGAGACUCUUGUCCACGUGUUGCAUCCGAUCGCCAAGACUGCUCAAGCCGAGGUCAAUCAUCCAGACUGGGCGAAGGCCAUCGACGUGAUCUUCCCAAGGGUGCGAGACAUGAUGGCGAAACCGAGAUACUGGCACGUUGCGUAUCCUCUCGCCGUGACGUCACUCUGUGUCGCACCGCAAGAGAUCUUUCUACGCAACUGGACUUUGAUUUUCGAUGCUGGCCUCGGCAAGCUGAAGGAAAAGGUGCACCGAGUACCAGUACUCAACGGAAUGCUUCGUCUAAUGUGGACGUAUCUGUAUCGUUGCCCUGAGCCGGCUUCAACCGUAGCCGCGAAAUUGGAUCCACUGAUUCGACACUUCUUCCCUCCGAAUCGAUCCACGAUCCACCCGCAAGAGGAUUCCAUCGAACCGUUAACAUAUAUGCUGCACUAUGUGCUGUCCCGGCAUUUUGACUUCGGUAGCGAGUUGUGUCUGGAACUUCUGCAAGAGCGUAGUAUCACUACUCCAUCCCCCAACAUGGCAGUCCUACUGGCGCCGGAGAGAACCGUGAUCGCCGCUCAAGCAAUUCUAUUGUCUUUGCAUGCAAUCGAACGGGAAGAAACCACUCCCUCAUGGCCUUCGAGCUCUGAUUUCACUGUGUUGCCCUCCCGCACCGAUUUUUCGACCUCUUCCGAAUUCUUCCCACCAUCAAUGCAACUGAAGGCAGGCUGGACGGACCUGGUGGAUCGCUCGAGCACAUGUCUGAAAGCGUUUGCGAUGUACUGCUACCAGGCGGUGGGGACAUGGUCUAUACUGGACGAUCAAUGGUCAGCGGCUCGCCUCACUCCUACUUACGAGGAUUCGCACGGCUAUACCACUCGUGCUCAUCCGGAAGCUGUGGUGGCAUAUUCCAAUCAAUAUCUCCCUCAGGUCAGCAUGCUGCGGACGGUGUACCAGUCGUGGCCUCGAUGUCUCCAUCCGUCCAUGGCCGUCGAAGACGCAUUUGAUAUGCUCUUACGGGGCGUCGUCCACGUCGAGCCUGCUGUUGGUGAAGCUGCAGGUCCUGCACUGCAGCGCUUCAUGGCUGAUUCUGCUCAUGCAACAACAUUGCUCUCUCGUUUCGCCGUAUUCCUCUUCGAUCCAAACGCCAUGAGCACCGAAGGAUCGGGUCUUAGGCUAAAUGUCGAGUGUUCUCGCUUGCUCAACCUAUGGCUCUCUUCCGUGGAACAGUGGGUACACGAUCUUACUUCAAGCCCUUCCGGUUCGCUCGAAGCCGAGCAUCUGGAGCGGGUACUUGCCUGCAUCGACGAUAUUGAAAGCGGCGCGCUAUUUCUUUUGGCACACGAUAAGCAAGGAGUUUAUGCGGCUGGUGUCAAAGCGAUCCGCCUCCUGGCCACACUGGAGGCAUCCUUGCAGGCUGAAGCCACCAGCGCUAUGCGGCAAUCCGAGGAGCCUUUCCGACUCGUGACCGCUUUCUUGGGCAAGGUCGAUUAUGGUCGGUACAUGCUUCGUCACGAGGACAUGCUGGAGCCAGAUGAGGUUCUGCGUCUCGCGAAAUGGAGAAAGGAGGCAUUCCCUGACAUGGCGCUGCGUAUAGCCAAUAGCGACUAUCCGUUAGAUCGAGGUCUUUGGAGGCAUCUCUACCCAGCAUUACUGCAAGCUUGCAUGGAACAGUCAUCUAGUGUUCUUUCUUCGUUCAGGGCUAAAGUGAUUGCGGCUGCAAGCCGUUACCAUUCGUUGAUGGUACAGCUAUCCGGAAUCAAUAAUCGAACACUACCCAACCUCCCACAGAGAUCUGGUUCUUCCGGAGACAGAGACGCUUCUCGCGUGAUCAACGAACAUAGACCACAUAUUCAGCAGUGGCACUUCUGGAUGAAGCUUAUCUGCGCCACCGCCGAAGUGUCGGAUGUACGGCCGACAGUGAAUUACCCCAUGCGUGACCAUUCUCGAGCUCGAUCGGAGGCGAACUUUGAGCGCGAUCAAAUGGUAACCACUCGCGAUCUCUUCAAGUACCUCAGCCAAUUCCUAGAUUCCGACCAUACAUUGUUCCGUGACGUCGCUGUCUCAAGCAUCAGCUCAUUUCCUUCCCAUGGGUAUUCACAGCUCCUUGAAGAUCUCAACGUCCUUGCCUCCCGCCAGCUCUCCGAUGAUCCCAGAUCGAAAAGCACCAGUGCUCCAGUCAUAGGCCGCGCUCGCCGUCAGGAGCGCUUUCACACUGCUGUCGCACGGAUCUAUUACCUCACUUCUCAUGCGUUACAGGACCAACGAUCCGCAAGCAAGCAGACCGCCCUGGCACAUGUGCUCAAGUACAUCCGCAGCAUGCAUGCAUACCUCGUCACCCCCGACCAUCGUGACCUCUUUACCCUUCAGAGAUUGCGACGUUAUUUCUGCGGGACCGUGGAGCGCCUGUUUGAUGGCUUGGCUACGCUCAAGGACUCGGAUCGGUUUAUCCCCCCUCACAUGCACCUUGCCUUGUUCAGGCUCUGUGAAGAAUGGUGUCAACUCGGCAAACAGUCAGAGAACAUGACAAAGCGCCUCAUUACAAUGCAAACCGCUGCCGCCAAAUCUCUCAGCGAGCCAGCCGAUCAAGCAGAGAUUAUACAGCGUUUUCAAACGGAGACGCGGAAUCUAUCGCACGCUGCUGUGGGUGCUAUGGCGGCUCUCUGUCACAAGGCCUUUUACCCUCCUGAGCACGCAUCUGCCUCGCCCACUGAUAGAUACACAUUAGACAGCAAUCAUAAGCCUUUGCAAGCGGCACCGACAUUGGACCGUUUGACUGCCAUCCUUGCGUCCUUCCAAGAACCAGAACACACUGCCGGAAAGAAAGCGCUGCGAUCGCUACUCCUUCAUACUCCGUCUGAUGGAGUAUUGCUGGAUGAAGCGCUUAGAAGGGCCUUGGUGACCACGCGACAGUUGGAGACCAGUAAUGCCCGCUUCUUCGAGGUCGUCGCGGAUGUCAUAUGCAACGCAUCAGGAUCCCACGGUUUCAGCUUCAGUCAGAUCGCUUUCAGCAUCCUCGAGGUUAUACACGAGCAGUCCGGGGGUAUCAUAUCUCUCAAUCAGUACGAAGCUGCGGUGUGCAGCUCAGCGCCGAGCGCGUACUUGCACGCGCACCGCUCAAUUACGAUGGUACUGGCUGGCGAGCACCCCAAGCAGGCUAUCCACGUCCUUGCUCAAUUCUCCGGAUGGAUCACACGACUGUUCGACGGGCAAACAGAUCGAAGCCCUCUCCUCUUGCUCCAGAGUCUUGAGCACUGGGUGCCACACAUUACCCUUCUUGAUGACAGCAAGUCCGCAUUAUCGCGGGAGGGACGCUCUGCCAUUUAUCAUCUGAUGAACCUCACUGCCCGCUACGUGGAAACCUAUGCAGAACAAGUGUUGGUUCUCUGGUCCCGUGCUGUGGACAACGAGUAUCAGUUGAAUGCGUACGCGACGGUGAUGUUCCUCCUGGAGCAAGCACCCAAGAUCGGCAGUACUCUCUUCAUCAGCUGUGCUGCGAAGGUCGUCGCUUGCCUUUUUCAGAGUGCGGCUGGCAUGAAGGUCUUCGACGAGAUGUGUGGUCUCCUAGACCCAGUUCGAAUGCUCCCAUCAUACGAGCACAAGGUGACUAUUCCAGCCGCCGACGAAAUUGAAGAGUGGUCCGACCUCGACGUCCUGUUCUCCGAAUCGCCGAAGCUAACGCUGACACAAACACAAUUCGUUCUCCUCUUCUUAUGCGAGGCAACGAUGGACCGGUCAUGGCCUCUCGACAAACAUCUACCCGCCCUGCUUAUGGCCAUCUUCAUGCACGUUUCAGACAAGCAACCCUUCAUUCGAGAGCGCUCCCGACACAUGCUCUUCCAACUGUUGCGUUCCUGUAUGCCUGGAUACGACGACUUCCUCGACCGUCCGUUGGCUCGCUCGCGAUUGGAGCUCAAAGCCGCCAUACAAGUUUUGGAAAACGAAGCUGAAAUGCGACUCUGGGUUGACGACGAUUCAGCUGCUGAAGCGACGCCUAAACUCAAAUGGCUGUCGUCCGAAGUAUUGGACCUCUUGGAACCUUUAUACCCCGACCUACGCGCACAUUGGGGCUUCUGGACUCUGCGGUGGGGAACGCAAUGUCUCAAGAGAGAAAUGGCCUACAGGUCCCUUCAGCUACAUCGAGUACUUGCAGCACCAGUACUACGGGAAAGUGUUGAUAUGCUGCUGGGCCGUCUGGCGCACACUAUUGCCGACGAGGAUGCCGCCAUCCAGAACUUCAAUGUCGAGAUCAUCCUCACAUUGACCUCUAUGGCAGCAUCUGAUACUCUACCACGGACCCUGCUCCCAAAGCUGUUCUGGAGUACUGUUGGUUGUCUUUCGACGACUGUCGAGAACGAGUUCCUGCACGCCUUGAGUCUGCUAGAAGCAUUACUUGCGCACAUCGAUCUCGAUGACCAUGUUACCGUUGAGAUGCUUCUCGAAGCAAGGCCGCCCACUUGGAGUGGUUCGUCAUCUCUGCAGUUCAGUCUCUUGACUGGCCUGCGUUCGUCGUCUACGUCGGAGCUCACCCUCAAGGUCCUAAGACGGCUAUCCGGGAUCAGUGAUGCGAGGCUCGUGGAUGCUUCAGAAGGACGUGUACGCGAUCUCUACACAUUAUCCCUCCCUCUGUGCUUGCACUCAAUGGCUUCUGGUCCUCCUGACGAUAUCUCGCAAGAUUUCGCGCUGAGCAUCGGGCGUCUAGCCGAAGAGGAGGAACGGCCGAGCAUCGAUCGCAUCAUGACCUCUUUCGCCAAAGGACGAUUCCGUACCAAAGAGGACUUUUUACGGGAGUCUGUUGCAAGUCUUCGCGAGCACUAUGGCACCGAUCACUGGACGGAAGUGAUCACUUUGCUCAUGUCAAUGGUAUUGAACCAGGAGCGGUGGUUGCGCAUCUACACGCUGCAGAUCCUGAAGUUGCUGUUUCAACAGCGAGAGACGCGAGAUUUGCUAGUGUCGGAAUUGCUGAUGCCGCUGCUACGUUUACUGGAGACAGAUCUUGCACCUCAAGCUUUGGAUGUUCUUGAUGAGCCGGUGGAGAUUUCGGGUGGGCCUGCCGCAAAGCACAUACUUCGCAUGAGCUUGUUCCAUCAUCUUGAUGCCGACGCGAAGGAGGUCGAAUCAGUAGCUGAAGUAUUCGGCAUUCCACAAGAGUCGGGCUGGUGUGUUCCUCGAUCCGGCGCUGUUCGGGAUAUAUGUCGCUCAAACAUAUUUGCCCUCACCGAUUCAUACGACACCAGCAGCAGCACUUCGCAUUUGAGCUUCCAUCCGGAGCCAGAGGAGGACGAGGCGGACGAUGCAGAUCCCUAUGAUGACCUGGGAGACAUGGUGCAGAAUUUGCACGAGCUCAGCAGCUUCUUCCAGGAAGAGAAUUCAGUUGCUGCAUUACCUCAUCCACAGUUAGAAGCACGAGUGGCCGCUAUUCUGGCGAAAUCCAGAGACGUAGCGCAAGAGCUUCCACAGACCUCCUUCGUUGGCGUUUUCGAUGUUGGAAAGGCGAACGCCUACGAAGACUCGGACGAGUCCGAUUACGACAGCGGGUCUGACCUUUUCGAAUUUGAUUCUCCCGCUAUAUUGCGGUUCACUUCCACUCGUUCACGCUUUCCAUAA
Molecule: messenger RNA, 7140 nt
Organism: Postia placenta MAD-698-R-SB12
Lineage: Eukaryota; Fungi; Basidiomycota; Agaricomycetes; Polyporales; Adustoporiaceae
Exons: 9
Coding region: 1-7140 (2379 amino acids)
Biological process (GO): cell morphogenesis
Cellular component (GO): cell cortex; site of polarized growth
Source: RefSeq, a predicted model, not a curated record